UUGUAUUGUCUGAUAGAAACCGAUGCGUCAAAAUUUUCAUGAUAAGUUCUCUUUUCGAAGGAAACAAGCCGCUUGAUGUUUUUGAUUGAUAAUCACCUUUAAAAAACUAUCACGCAAAUUUGUGGUUGACGACAUUCUCCGAUCUACGAGAUAGAGAGGACGUUUGAAUGUGUCCUUAGAAGGAGCCAACGAACAAACCGUGAUCGCGCUGAUUCACGGCCUUUCGCGGGCCAGAUUGAUCGUGUCAUCAAGUUGUAAGGAACAGUCAACACGACGUUAACCUUCUAUAGUAUGGAGCGGGGCGGCGGGGCCGGGGGGAGCCUCGAACUCGCCGGAGGCGGCGGCGGUGGCGGCGGAGGCGGCGGCGGUGGCGGAGGCAAUGCGGAUUUGUGUCUGCAGGACCUCGUGAUCGGACCUCCGAGCAGCCUCUCGGUGCAGCAUCAUCAGCACGCGGCAACCGCCUCGAUGGCCGGCCUGCACGGCGACCAUCUUCAGGGCGCGAUGCACCACCAUGAUCUCCACGGUAAUUCGCAUCACGAUACCUCGAUGCUGCACAAUUCCAGCCACCAGCUGCACCAUGAGCCGCUGGAGAAACUUAAACUCUGGGCGCAGAGUGACUUCGGGGAUGAAACCAAUGGGGGCCUCGCGAGGCUCGACGCGGGUCAUGGCGCUCACACCCCCGGUGGUAGCAAUCCUAGUACACCGGGAGCGACCCCCACGACACCCUCCGGUGGAUAUUCCACUGGACAGCCGAGGAACCGUACGAACGCAACUCACAGGCCAGAUAUUCGAAAAGGUGUACGAACACCACCAGAAGUGAAACACGAAUUGGGUGCUGCUGGUGGCGUUGUUUCUCCUGGAGUAGUUGGAGUCAACGAUACUGAUGAUAAGGAUGGCAAAAAGAACAAAAGGCAAAGGCGACAAAGGACACAUUUUACGCAACAUCAGCUUCAGAAUCUGGAGAUGACGUUUCUGAGAAACCGGUAUCCAGAUAUGUCAACCAGAGAAGAGAUAGCUUGCUGUACGAAUCUUACGGAAGCUCGUGUCAGGGUCUGGUUCAAGAACAGGCGGGCGAAAUGGCGAAAGAAGGAGCGUAACGCGAUGAACGCCGCCGCGCAGGCCGCAGCGGAUUUCAAGUCGGGCUUCAGUACAGCCAGUCUGAACGGCUUCAUCACUCAACCGUUCCCAGAUCCCGACACUCUCUACAGCUCGUAUAGCACGUACAACAACUGGGCGGCUAAAGUACCAUCGCCGUUGAGCGGCAAGAGCUUUCCCUGGAUGAACACUCUGGGCUCAGUUGUGCCUGCGGCAUCGCAUCAUCAUCAUCACGCUCAGGUCAGCCCAGUGAAUCCCUUUAACGCCGCAGCGACGUCGGUCGCAGGCAGCCACGUGGGUGGCAUGUCAGUUUCGGUCGGUCAAGCGGCCACAUCCAUGUUACCGGGUAUGGGUUCUGGUCUCGGUGUCGCGAGCUCGCCGGUCGCCGCGUCCGGCGCGGCGUGUCCGUACGCGGCGCCGGCGGCACCGCAUCAUCCAUAUGGACCACCGGUUUAUACGCCUCACCAUCGAUCGCCCGAAUCCUGUACAGUGAUGACAUCGAGUAGCAUUGCGUCGCUACGAAUGAAGGCGAAACAGCAUAGCAGUGGUUAUGGCGGCGGUGGUGGCGGCUCAUUCGCAGGCGGUACUACAGGCGGUACCACAGCCGGAAGUAUAAGUCCCGUAAGUUCGAGAGCGUCUUCCGUCGGCGGUGGCGGUGGUGGUGGCGGCGGUUUGAGCGCUUGUCAGUACGCGUUAACAACAACGGCCGGAGCAAACCCUCAUUCCCCAGGCGGUCCCGAGGCGCACGCUAACGCCACUGCCAGGGCCCAGGUCUGA
This is a messenger RNA of Atta colombica, 1872 nucleotides long. It is a transcript of the gene Ptx1, whose product is annotated as pituitary homeobox x. The coding region runs from base 292 to 1872 and encodes 526 amino acids. The transcript has 4 exons. Gene Ontology annotation, biological process: regulation of transcription by RNA polymerase II; anatomical structure morphogenesis. NCBI's taxonomy places the organism in Eukaryota, Metazoa, Arthropoda, Insecta, Hymenoptera, Formicidae. Gene Ontology annotation, cellular component: nucleus. Gene Ontology annotation, molecular function: DNA-binding transcription factor activity, RNA polymerase II-specific; RNA polymerase II cis-regulatory region sequence-specific DNA binding. The record is from RefSeq and is a predicted model, not a curated record.